AUGAGCAUCUCACCGCGCCAUCGCGCCAUCAGCCCACCUACUCCUGCUCCAUCACCGCAGCCCGACUUGCAUACCUCGAUACGCCUCGCCAACAAUGCCGCAGCGGUAGCAGCAUCCUCUAGCAGCGCAAUUGUGCCCCAUGCACUGGUCGUCGACCCGCAGGAUCCAUCGCAGCUGCUCAAGCACCUCUCGCUCGUGCUGCCCCAGUACACGCAAUCGGCACGCUUCAGGCUCGUCUCGGAGUUCGCUGACCUCUUCAGCGUACGCGAACUCGCACACCUCUCGUCGGUCAUCACGCCCCGGCUCAAGGUCGACUUCAUGUCAGCGCUGCCCAUCGAGGUCAGCCUCAACAUCCUCAGCUUCAUCGACGACCCAAAGACGCUCGCACGCGCAAGCUGCGUCAGUCGCUUUUGGAGGAGCCUCGUCAACGAUGAGCACACUUGGAAGGUCAUGUGCCUCAAGCACAAGUAUCGCAGACGCGGAAGCAGCAACGCCCAUCUUCACUCGCUCGACGAUCGACUCAUGAGAUCCAUCACCACCCCUCUCCUCGCAAGCAGCCUUUCCACCCCACGCAUCACCACCGCUGCUCUCUCCAGCAUAGCGGGCCCGUCCACGGCUCUGUCAGCGUCGCACACGCAACGAGGCGUCGCUUCCAGCUCGUCGCUCGGCGUUGUGCUCGAGCAGCCGCUCGCUCGCGCUGCUACCUUCAGCGACUACGGAGAGGACGCCGAAGAGUUCAACGACGAAGACGACGCAGCCGUGCUCGCAUCCCUCUACCAGCGAUAUCGCGACCGUGGCCUCGACCCCUCCAAUGCCCUCCACGAGCUGCGCACCCUCCACGACCUCUACCUCAGCAAGCAAGACGGCGCUCACGGAAGCCUUAACGAAUCCAUGUCCGGCGCCGACCUCGCCUUUUACGCACAGCUCGAAGAGAUUGUCGAGGAAGAGAGUCGCGCACGCUAUGGCGAUGAGCCUGCCUCCUUCGAUCCCGUCGCGCUUCACGCUAGUCCUCGCACCGUCCCUUCUGCUGCAUCUCCGUCGAGGUCCAGAUCGCUCGCACUGCCCACAGAAACGUCCGUCCCUCCAGCCUCAGCCUCAGCACACCUGGGAUGGUUGAGCGCGGGUCCCGCCACUACGCCCGCUUCUCUGCCGCUCAGAGCAGCCGCUCCUCUGUCUUCUCCACCCCAAGCCCCACCGGUUUCGCUCCAUGCUCUCAGCGCACAAUACCGAUCUGAUGGGGGCCUUCUCGAUCGUUUGCAUGGCUGGCAGCAACAAUUGACGCCAGCAACCGCCGCCGCCGCGUUCACAACGCCUCGACCGCACGACGCAAACGCCGCUGACCUCCUUGAAGCCAAUCGCGUACAAGACGCUCUCGACGAGGCCAUGGACAUGGACGAGCAGGACGACCUCGUCUCCAACAUUCCAUCUUCAUCUAGUCACGCAGCGCAGCAAGCACCCAUCGGACGACCUCCCAACGCGCCACCCUUGGCCUCGCUGCCGCACCACGAUUCACCCACCGGCCGCUUCUCUGCCUCCGCAGCCUCGCCAUCCACCAACGUCCAGGCCGCGACGAGGGUCGACGCGGGCACCUCCCGCUUGGUACCAGGUCCUCGUGAGUCGCGUCGCAGCCCAGCGCACCGCAACGCCAUCCUUGAGCCCAGACCGACGCGUCGGAGCUCAACGUCUGCCACCGCCGACAGAGACGACCCUGCUGCCGUCGCUGGUCUCAACCUCGUCGGCACCUCAUCCCUCCCUCCCUCGGCGCAACAUCCAUCCUCUCAGGCCGGUCCAUCACGCUAUGCGCCCUCAUCGACCACAGCCACGCAUCUUCACCGACAUCGAUCCGCCAAGUUGCCGUUUAGCUACCGCACCCACUUCAAGAUGGCGUACCUCACCGAGUCCAACUGGCGCAAAGGCGGUCGACUCCAAACGCAGCAUGUCUCAGCCGAUGCCGGCCACGUCGUCACCAGCUUGGCCAUCGACAGCGAAUGGAUCGUCGUCGGCAUGGCCAACUCCAAGAUCCAUGUCUUUAGCGCUGAGACGGGCCUCUAUGCGCAUACGCUGUUGGGCCACGAGUCAGGAGUGUGGUGUCUCACGCUCAUCAGCCGAACUGGCAAGGGUAAAAAGUCCAGCACUUCAGCAGCAUCGGAACGAGCCAAGGGCAAAAUGGUGGUCACGGAUCCCGAAGACGGCAACGGUGGCAAGCCAUAUCAAGCUGCAGCCGAUGGUGACCUCCGCCUUGUUCAUCACGAUCCACGUCCCGAUGCUGCAGACGUCCUCCUCUCGCCGUCCGUCAUGUCGGCCGAGCUGACGGAGGAGGACGCGCUCUCCGGUCGCCGAUUGUCCGCCUCGGCCUCCAGCACGCCGGUCUCGGGCAAAGCACGACAGACGUAUGGCCACGGCGAGACGCUCCAAUGGUUUCACAAGGCUCGUCGAGCUCUGCGACGCCAGCAGAGCGCCAGAAAAGCCGCUGCAGCCGUCGCGGCGUCCGCUUCCGCCACAGGCGAAGACUCGUUCAGCAACGCUCUGCUCUUGGAUGCAUACGAUCAAAGCACCGGAGGGGGUGACUCGGACCCGGAUCUGUCCAUCCGCUCCGAGGGCCCCUCCUUCGUUCACCACGCGCUGCGUUCCUCGAAAGAGAAGAGCGAACACGAGAACGCCAGGGCGAUCGCAGAAGCCGAGGCCGGUGCGAUCCGCGAUGCUGUCAUGGCCGACGGCACCGGUCAGAUCCCACCAGAGCUGGCUGAAAGAUUCAGACGCGAUGGCGAGACUGUGGCGUCGGCGGCCGGAACAACAGCAGCAGCGGCAGCAUCGACUGGCGAUGCAGGCGCAGCGCCCAAGAGGGAGCGCACACGCAGCGCCUCGACUUCCGCGAUGGGCUCCAUGCCUGGUCUCGCUGCGGCAUCGCUCACGGGCAACGCGGCGGGCAUGGGCAACCCAUGCAGCAGCGUCUUGGGCUACGGCAACACCGACGCCAUUGUCAUCAGCGGCGGUUGCGACCGCGACGUGCGUGUCUGGGAUCUGCGCACCGGUGAGUGCAAGCACAUCUUGCGAGGCCACACUUCGACAGUACGAUGCCUCAAGGUGCUCGACGGCAAGCCGAUCGCUGUAUCGGGGUCGCGAGACUCGACGCUGCGCGUCUGGAACGUCGAGACGGGCGAGCAGGUGCACCUGCUUGCGGGCCACCAGCACUCGGUGCGAUGCAUCGAGGUGGCGGGCAACCAGGUCGCCUCUGGUAGCUACGACGGCACGUGCCGCAUCUGGGAUCUCGACACGGGUCGAUGCUUGCACACGCUUCGCGGCCACAUCCACUAUAUCUAUGCUGUGGCGUUCGACGGCAAGCGCGUGGCCACCGGAUCGCUCGACUCGACGGUGCGAGUGUGGUCGGCCGAGACGGGCGAGUGUUUGGCGCUGUUCCAGGGUCACACGUCGCUGGUGGGUCAGCUGCAGCUGCUCGACAACACCCUAGUCACUGGUGGCUCGGACGGUCGAGUGAUCGUCUUUAGUCUCAAGACGUACGAGUGCCUGCAUCGUCUUUGCGCGCACGACAACUCGGUGACGUGUUUGCAGUUUGACGACCGCUACAUCAUCACGGGUGGCAACGACGGCCGGGUCAAGCUGUGGGACUUUAACACGGGCAAGUUCAUCCGCGAGGUGUGCGAGCCGUGCGAGGCGGUGUGGAAGCGGCAGGGCAGCGGCGCCCAACUUUGUCCAGGGUCUCCGACAUCACAGGUGCUUUUCCGUUCGAGACGCUGUCUUUCGUUCUUGGCACUGCAUUGGCCCUAG
Molecule: messenger RNA, 3786 nt
Organism: Kalmanozyma brasiliensis GHG001
Lineage: Eukaryota; Fungi; Basidiomycota; Ustilaginomycetes; Ustilaginales
Product: WD40 repeat
Exons: 3
Coding region: 1-3786 (1261 amino acids)
Molecular function (GO): protein binding
Source: RefSeq, a predicted model, not a curated record